CGGCCGCCGCCGAGCCGGACACUUUUGCCUUGGUAGCUUCUGGCUGGCCCCGAUGGACGCCACGUUCCUCCUUGCCCUCGGGCUGCUGACCCAGAGCCUUGGCCUGUCCCAAGGGGUAGCUGGUCUGCAGCCCCGCACCCUGUACCCCUGGCGCCCCGCAUCUGCGCUGGGCCGCGUCCGGAGAGCCUGGGUGAUCCCGCCCAUCAGUGUGUCGGAGAAUCACAGACGGCUCCCGUACCCCCUGGUGCAGAUCAAGUCGGACAAGCAGCAGCCGGGCAGUGUCAUCUACAGCAUCCAGGGGCCUGGCGUGGACGAGGAGCCCCGCGGCGUCUUCUCCAUCGACAAGUUCACUGGACGGGUGUUCCUCAACGCCAUGCUGGACAGGGAGGAGACUGACCGCUUCAGGCUAAGGGCUUUUGCCCUGGACCUGGGAGGAUCUACCUUGGAGGACCCCACAGACCUGGAGAUCGUGGUUGUGGAUCAGAAUGACAACCGGCCGGUCUUCCUGCAGGAGGCGUUCACAGGUCACGUGCUGGAGGGCGCCGCCCCAGGCACCUACGUGACCAGGGCUGAGGCCACGGAUGCCGACGACCCCGACACGGACAACGCCGCGCUCCGGUACUCCAUCCUGGAGCAGGGCAGCCCUGGGCUCUUCAGCAUUGAUGAGCACACGGGCGAGAUCCGCACCGUGCAAGUGGGGCUGGACCGUGAGGUGGUGGCCGUGUACAACCUGACGCUGCAGGUGGCCGACAUGUCUGGAGAGGGCCUCACCGCCACGGCCUCCGCCAUCAUCUCCCUGGACGAUGUCAAUGACAACGCUCCCGAGUUCACCAGGGAUCAGUUGUCCAUGGAGGCUGCAGAGGCCAUCAGUGGAGUGGAUGUAGGACGCCUCGAGGUGGAAGACAGGGACCUACCUGGCUCCCCCAACUGGGUGGCCAGGUUCACCAUCCUGGAAGGGGACCCGGAAGGACAGUUCACCAUUCGCACUGAUCCCAAGACCAACGAGGGCGUGCUGUCAGUGGUGAAGCCCCUGGACCACGAGAGCCGUGAGCACUAUGAGCUCAUGGUGACGGUGCAGAACGAGGCCCCACUGCAGGCAGCUGCCCCCCGGGCUCAGCGGGGCCAGGCCAGGGUCAGCGUGAGGGUGCAGGAUACUAAUGAGGCCCCUGUGUUCCCGGAGAGCCCACUGCGGACCAGCCUGGCUGAGGGGGCACCCCCAGGAACCCCUGUGGCCCUCUUCUCUGCCAGAGACCCUGACACACAGCAGCUGCAAAGAAUCAGCUAUUCCAAGGACUAUGAUCCUGAGGAUUGGCUGCAGGUGGACAGAGCCACAGGCAAGGUCCAGACCCAGCGCGUGCUGAGCCCCGCCUCCCCCUUCCUCAAGGACGGCUGGUACCGGGCCAUCGUCCUGGCCCUGGAUGACGGCUCUCCACCCAGCACCGGCACCGGCACCCUGUCCAUCGAGAUUGUGGAGGUCAACGACCAUGCACCUGUGCUGGCCCCUCCAGCGCCCAGCAGCCUGUGCAGUGCGCCGGACCAGGGGCCUGGCCUCCUCUUGGGUGCCACAGAUGAGGACCUGCCCCCACACGGGGCGCCUUUCCUUUUCCAGCUGAGCCCCAGGUUCCCAGAGCUCAGCCGGAACUGGAGUCUCAGCCAGGUUAACGUGAGCCACACGCGCCUGCGGCCACGGCACCAGAUCCCUGAGGGCCCGCACCGCCUCAGCCUGCUGCUCCGGGACUCUGGGCAGCCGCCCCAGGAGCGCGAGCAGCCACUGAACGUGACCGUGUGCCGCUGUGGGCCCGACGGCGCCUGCCUGCCGGGGGCCGCUGCGCUGCGGGCCGGGGGCGCGGGCGUCAGCCUGGGCGCGCUGGUCAUCGUGCUGGCCAGCGCCAUCCUGCUGCUACUGCUGGUCCUGCUCGCGGCGAUCCGCUCGCGGUUCCAGCAGCCGCCGCGGGAUAAGGGUCCGCUGCGCGGGCUACAGGACGACCUUCGCGACAACAUCCUCAACUACGACGAGCAGGGAGGCGGGGAGGAGGACCAGGAUGCCUACGACAUAAGCCAGCUGCGCCACCCUACAGAACUGCCGGCUCUGAGCGUCCCCUCAGGACGGCCACCCCUGCGCCGUGAUGCUCCCUUUGGCCACGUGCCUCGCCAGCCACACCGCGUGCUCCCCACCAGCCCUGCUGACAUGGCCAGCUUCAUCAGCGAUGGCCUGGAGGCGGCGGACACUGACCCCAGCGUGCCACCCUAUGACACGGCUCUCAUAUACGACUACGAGGGGGACGGCUCUGUGGCAGGAACGCUCAGCUCCAUCCUGUCCAGCCAUGGUGACGAGGACCAGGACUAUGACUAUCUCAGGGACUGGGGCCCCCGCUUUGCCCGCCUGGCAGACAUGUAUGGGCACCCAUGAGAACCAAGGCCAGGAGUGGAAUGCGCUGUUUGGACGUGGCCACCUGACAGGGAGGGGGCCUUCUGGGGGCACCUGCACCCAGAGACCACAGUGUAACCUAAGGGCCUGACAGGCAGCCCGUUCAUAGCCAAGGCGACCUCUCCAGGACCACUUCCUCUGGCCUUUCUCCCAAGGCAGGAUGAGUGUGAGGGGACGGCACUUGGAGUCUGGAGUGAGUGGCAGGAGGUGGCACCCUCCUGCUGGAGUUGGGGAGCUGCUUCCCAUCCUUGCUGGGGUCACCCCACCUUUGCCCCCCUGGAGGCCAUCUCCUCUGUAUGGAAGCAAGAGCCUCGUGGUGAAUCAGAGUUAAAGUCUU
Molecule: messenger RNA, 2765 nt
Organism: Marmota flaviventris (yellow-bellied marmot)
Lineage: Eukaryota; Metazoa; Chordata; Mammalia; Rodentia; Sciuridae
Gene: Cdh15
Product: cadherin 15
Biological process (GO): calcium-dependent cell-cell adhesion; homophilic cell-cell adhesion; cell migration
Cellular component (GO): adherens junction; plasma membrane; catenin complex
Molecular function (GO): cadherin binding; calcium ion binding; beta-catenin binding
Source: RefSeq, a predicted model, not a curated record